This is a messenger RNA of Rotaria sp. Silwood2, 783 nucleotides long. Lineage: Eukaryota; Metazoa; Rotifera; Eurotatoria; Philodinida; Philodinidae. The record is from the annotation of a GenBank genome assembly.
AUGGAUAUCAAUCAACGAUUUGAUACAAUAAUAAAUGAUUCAAUUUUUGCAAGAAAAAAUUUAACAAUAACUACACCUGUUAAUGAUUUAAAUCAAUUGACUGAUCUGAUACUUGAUCAAUUUUAUCUUGAAAUUAUACCUAAAAUUCAUCAUAAGAUCGAAUGGAUUCAUGUUGAAUCAUCAUGGCUUGAACCUAUUCUUCAGGUAAUAAAUUAUCCUAAUUUACAUGGACUUGGUUUGUAUAAUCUUGCAUCAAAACGAGCAAAAGAUCUCUUUACUGAUAACUCAUUUUAUUGUCAUAUUUAUUCGUAUCCAUAUAUAUGGUCAUAUUAUAAUAAUAUAUCGAAUAAUUUUCGUGGUGGAUUAUUUAAAUAUGUUCGUAAAAUUUCAUUACGUGAUGAACGUUCUUUUGAACAUGAAUUUUUUCUUCAAAUUUCUCAUUCAUUUCCAUUUAUUGAAGAAUUAAGUUUACGUAAUUAUCAACAGCAAAAGAAUAAUAAUCAACAAUGGUCAAUCAUACAAUAUUCUCGUCUUAAUAAACUUGACCUUGUUUAUAUUCAUGAAGAUUAUGUUGAACAAUUUUUAAUUGAUACUAAAACUUGUUUAUUAAAUAAUGUUUUUCUUUGUGUAUCCUAUGAUUAUUUACAAAAAGUAACGGAGAAUUUUACAAGGGAUGCAAUGCGAGUUAAUUGUGCCAAAAUUAACCGUCUAUUUUUGCAUCGUAUGCCACUAAUUUUGGCUGUAGAUUUUAAAGACUUUUUUCCUUAUGCAAUAAUAGAAUGA